UUCUCCUGAGAACUGAGGAAGUGAGGAUUGGGAUAGCCUUCCUUUUUUAUACAUGCAAAAUGCAUACCGUGGCGAGCAGAUGCUCCCGCUGUGGCGGCGGCUGCGGCCACAGCUCGAUAGCUUGCCGCGUCGCCGCCGCCGCAGGCCAGAGAGGAGGUGAGGCCGCCACCAUGCGCUGCAGCGGAGGCGCCGCCGCCGCUGGGCCGAGGCUCUUCGGGGUUCAGCUCGGUGCUGCGGCAGGUGGUGGCUCCGCUUCGCCGGCGUUGCAGCUGCACAAGAGCUACAGCGUGGACUGCCUGAACCUGCAGGGUUCUGCUCCCGCCUAUGCUGCUCUCGUCGCGGCUCCUCUGCUUCUGUCGCCGUCGCCGUCAUCGGCGGCUUUGCUCCUGUCGAUCGACGAGUGCUCGACGGAGAGAGCCACCGACGGCGGCGGCUACCUCUCCGACGACGGCGCUCGCGGCGGCACGGCGUUGCGGGAGAGGAAGAAGGGCGUUCCGUGGAGCGAGGAGGAGCACAGGCUGUUCUUGGAGGGGCUGGAGAAGCUCGGCAGGGGCGAUUGGCGAGGCAUCUCCCGGGGCUUCGUCACCACGCGAACGCCCACGCAGGUCGCCAGCCACGCGCAGAAGUUCUUCCUCAGGCAGAACAGCGCGGGGAAGAAGAGCAACGCAAAGCGCCGGUCCAGCCUCUUCGACAUGGUUCAGAAUUAUGAGGGUGGACUCGUCUCCGAUCCUUCGGACGGCAAGGCCGCCGCCGGAACCUCGGAAUCUCUGUCUCCGAAGGCAUCCUGCGAUGUGUACCGGAAGGAGUCGACGGCCAUCCAUGAGAGGAUGACAAGGCAUUCGUCAGAGAGCGCAUCAGUUUCAGAGAAAGUUACAGUGGCGACGGAGCAAGCUCACGGGUACCACUGCUCUCCGCUAAACCUGGAGCUCGGCAUGGCCCUGUCGACGCCAUCCAUCGGAACCUAGCAAUCUCGUCAGGGUGAAACGGCAAGUGCGGCGAAAAGCUGAAGCUAGUAGCUGCCCCCCACAGCCAUGAAGAUGGUUGUAAACGAAGCUUGUUUCCCAGCCGCCUUAUCCAGAUAAUUACAGGAAUCAGAGUAUCGUUUCCCUGAAAACAGCAGCAGUAAACCUGCUACUUUCCCAAGAAAAUGAUGUUCACUAGAGUACUGCACGUCUGCACUUGUGCUGCUGCAAUGAAGCAGAAAACUACUCUUCACCUGAACUUUUUGCUUGCGGUAUGACCCGAAAGUAGAGUGAACAAAUGGCAAUUGGCACUUGAUUGGGAAAGCCGAACUGACGUGUUCACCGCAUCGACAAAGUGGUUGCAGUGUCAAUGACAAUUGGCGAGCAAUUGGUAUACACGAGCAUACAAUUAUUAUUCUAAUCUAGCGCGUCAGUGCGCGCCUGCAUGCGCACUCCUUAGUCUGGCUAGCAUUCGGUGCUAGGUUCACGUCCGCUGUCCACAGUCCGGAUUCAGCCAGCUACUCAUGGCAACCAGAGUGCCUUUCCUUUUGUCUGCUACAUAUAUGUGGUGCCAUCUCCUUUUCAGAGAAGGGAUAUCAAGACCUGUAUGUAGAUACAUAUGCCUUUUUGUCAGUGCAAAUAAAGAAGAUGGAAAGAUGCAUGCCUUGAUGCCUA
Molecule: messenger RNA, 1637 nt
Organism: Panicum hallii
Lineage: Eukaryota; Viridiplantae; Streptophyta; Magnoliopsida; Poales; Poaceae
Product: transcription factor MYBS3-like
Exons: 2
Coding region: 60-965 (301 amino acids)
Biological process (GO): response to auxin; response to ethylene; response to gibberellin
Molecular function (GO): DNA binding
Source: RefSeq, a predicted model, not a curated record